Molecule: messenger RNA, 3655 nt
Organism: Labeo rohita (rohu)
Lineage: Eukaryota; Metazoa; Chordata; Actinopteri; Cypriniformes; Cyprinidae
Gene: grid1a
Product: glutamate receptor, ionotropic, delta 1a
Exons: 16
Coding region: 300-3323 (1007 amino acids)
Biological process (GO): modulation of chemical synaptic transmission; monoatomic ion transport; synaptic transmission, glutamatergic
Cellular component (GO): plasma membrane; postsynaptic membrane
Molecular function (GO): transmitter-gated monoatomic ion channel activity involved in regulation of postsynaptic membrane potential; glutamate-gated receptor activity
Source: RefSeq, a predicted model, not a curated record
AACCACACUGAGAGCUGGAGUGCGCGGACCCGUUGCUUUGCCUCUGACCGUGGUACCCCCGUCGUUUCCCUUGCUCUCCUACCCCUCCUUUUCUGCUUUCCUUCCCUUGAGAGCUUCUUUUUUCCCCGCGAAUAUCCUUUCUCACUUUCAAUUUUAAUAGAUCUCGGAGAAAGAUAGAAGUGACGCAUCCUUGAUCUCCUCCACAGUGGUCGUUCUGGCGCUUGCGCUUUUUCUCUCUGGAACUGGAUUUUUUGAAACGACGCGGACGCGUGGAUGAUACACCGGGGCGAGAACUGGAGAUGGAGUUGCUCGUGAUCAGCCUCUCCUUAUGGAUCCUGCAGUGCCGCUCAGUUCGCGCGGACUCCAUUAUUCACAUCGGAGCUAUUUUUGAACAGAACGCCAUACGGGACGACGAGGUUUUUCAGCUUGCCAUUUCAGACCUGAGUUUGAAUGACGACAUCCUCCAGAGCGAGAGGAUUACCCAUUCUAUCAAACUUAUCGAGCCCAACAACCCCUUCCAGGCGGUACAGGAAGCCUGUGAGCUCAUGAAUCAGGGGAUACUGGCUUUGGUGUCAUCGACGGGAUGUGCUGCAGCCAAUGCGCUACAGUCUCUCACGGAUGCCAUGCACAUUCCUCACCUCUUCAUUCAGAGGAACGGAGACGGCACACCCCGUGCCGAGUGUCAGCUCAAUCCCAGCCCCGACGGAGAGCGCUACACGUUGGCCGCACGCCCUCCUGUGCGUCUUAAUGAUGUCAUGAUCACACUCGUCUCUGAGCUCCGCUGGCACAAGUUCAUCGUUUUCUAUGACAGCGAGUACGAUGUGCGGGGUCUGCGUGGGUUUCUGGACCAGGCGUCUCGAAUGGGUUUGGACGUGUCUCUACAGCAGGUUGACCGGAAUGUGACAAAGGUCUUUUCCACCCUGUUCAGCACGAUGAGGAUGGAGGAGCUCAACCGUUACCGGGACACGCUCAGACGAGCCAUUCUUCUGCUCAGUCCUCGCACUGCCCAGGUCUUCAUACACCAGGCAGUGGAAACGAAUCUAGCAUCCAAAGAUAGUCACUGGGUGUACGCCAAUGAGGAGGUUAGUGACACGGAGAUCAUGGAGCUUGUCCACAGCGCUCUGGGCCGGAUGACAGUGAUCCGGCAGAUCUUCCCCCUGUGGAGGGACACCAACAUUCGCUGCAUGAGAAACAAUCAUCGCAUCUCCUCGCUGCUUUGCGACCCACAGGAAGGGUACCUGCAGUCUCUAGAGGUGUCUAGCCUGUACCUGUACGACAGUGUGCUGAUGUUGGCCAAUGCAUUCUACCGGAAGUUAGAGGACAGGAAGUGGCACAGCAUGGCCAGUCUGAACUGCAUGAGGAAGUCAACCAAACCCUGGAACGGAGGCUGGUCCAUGCUAGACACAAUCCAAAAGGGGCGGAUUUCUGGCCUCACUGGUUUAAUGGACUUCCGAAGUAAUGGAGCCAAUUCUCAUGUCCAGUUUGAGAUCCUAGGGACCAGUUACAGUGAGACGUUUGGGAAAGAUGUAAAGCGGCUGGCGACGUGGGACUCUGAUCGUGGGCUGAACGGCAGUCUGAGGGAGAACCGGGCUGAGCAUGGCAUGCAAGGAAUUACUCUAAAAGUGGUGACCUUACUGGAGGAGCCAUUCGUAAUGGUGGCAGAAAAUAUUCUCGGCCAGCCUAAAAGAUAUAAAGGAUUUUCCAUCGAUGUUCUAGACGCCCUGGCUAAAAUCCUGGGCUUUAAGUACGAAAUGUAUCAAGUAGCUGAUGGGAAAUACGGAUCUCCACAGGCCAACGGGUCUUGGAAUGGACUAAUUGGUGAACUAAUUGGGAAGAGGGCAGAUGUGGCUAUUUCAGCCAUCACCAUCACUCCUGAGCGAGAGAAUGUGGUGGACUUCAGUAAACGUUAUCUGGAUUAUUCUGUGGGAAUCCUAAUGACUAAAACAGAGGAGAGACUCAACAUCUUCUCCUUGCUGGCACCGUUUGACCUGGCGGUGUGGGCCUGCAUUGCUGCUGCCAUUCCUGUGGUGGGUGUCAUGGUCUUUCUGCUCCGGCGCGUCCAGUCUGUCCGCUCCCAGAAUCCUCCUGGGCCCCACCAGCCUCCUUCUGUCACAACGUCCUUCCAAAGUGCCAUCUGGAUCGUCUACGGAGCCUUUGUACAGCAAGGUGGUGAAUCCUUUAUGAGUUCAAUGGCUCUCAGGAUUGCAAUGGGAAGCUGGUGGCUAUUUACCCUCAUUGUCUGUUCGUCCUACACAGCCAACCUGGCAGCGUAUCUCACCGUAUCCCGCAUGGACAACGCUGUUCGAACAUUUCAAGACCUUUCCAAGCAGACGGAGAUGAGCUACGGAACAGUGAGAGACUCUGCUGUGUUUGAGUAUUUCAGGGUGAAGGGCACGAACCCCUUGGAGCAAGACAGCACUUUCGCCGAGCUGUGGAGAACUAUCAAUAAAAAUCAGGGACAGGAUAACUCUGUGACCUCCCCUGCUGAAGGCAUCCGCAAGGUGAAGCGGGAUCCGUACGCCUUCCUGUGGGACAUGGCAGUGUUAGAGUACGCCGCUCUGACAGAUGACGAUUGUGCGCUGGUGGUCACAGGGAACAGCAUGAGCAGCAAAGGAUACGGCCUGGCUUUGCAGCACGGCAGCCCCUACAGAGAUCUCUUCUCACAGAAGAUCCUUGACCUGCAGGAGAAAGGAGACCUUGACAUUCUAAAGCAGAAGUGGUGGCCCCGAAAAGGUCGCUGCGAUCUGGACAAGCACGCGGAGCCCCAGCCGGAGGGCCGUGCCCUGAGACUCCACAGCUUCGCUGGGGUCUUCUGCAUCCUAGCGGCAGGGCUGCUGCUGGCCUGUCUGGUGGCCGCGCUGGAGUCAUGGUGGAACGGGCCACGCUGCCAGCGGGCACAGCCCAAAGAGGACAAAGAGGUGAAUCUGGAGCAGGUUCACCAGCGUUUGAGUGGGCUGAUGGAGGACGAUCUGGCGCACAAGCAGCUGCCAGGUCAGUCUCUGGAGAUCUCUGCCCUGGACAUGGGCAGCAUGCGGCCACAGCAGAGCUCCCAGGAAGCCAUGAGAGAUUUCCCCCCUGGGGGCCUGUCCGUGACUUCGUUCCUCCAGGAGGGUCCUGGGGUCGGCCGCGUGCCCGGACGGAGCCUUCCCCUCCCUCUCAGCAGUUCCACUCUGCCACCCUCCAUGCGCUGCAAACACCGGGCGCCCAACGGAGGCCUUUUCCGCCAGAGCCCCGUAAAGACACCUAUGCCCAUCUCUUACCAGGCAGUGCCCGGGGGACCCAUCCCAGAAGCCAUUGAUCCAAGCCAUGGGACCUCUAUUUGAGCCGAGCCGUCUGAGCGUUCUAAAGACUGCCAACCAGCCGAUCACAAAAACCGAGUUUGGACCAGGUCUGGUUGCAUUUAUACAAUUAACAUCCAUACAGACAGAUACGGAGAUCUCUUUUUUCAGUCCACAUACAUAUGACUGUGAGAUGCUGACUUUCCUGUACCCUGCCUGUACAUAUUUGUAUAUACUGAGAGACAGCAGUGAAGUCAAAGUGUAUUUUGAAUAUUCAUGAUUUUUUUGAAGUUGAGUUUAAAAGAAGUAAUUACCUACAAUACAGACUGUUUGAAUGGCUUUGUAAAUUUUGUUCUAAAAUAAAAAUGAGAAUUCCU